GGGAAGAGAAAAAACACUUUAAACUAAUUUUAGCAAGUAUUUCUUUUUCGAGAAUACAAAGAAUUUCUCCACUCGUGAGUGAGUCGACACAAUUGUUGGAUUUUUUCUCAUAAAUCAAUCUUCUCCCCACCCUAUUAUCGUCUUUUCAAGUGAUUUGUACUUAAUGUUUCAUUUAUUAUCGACUUUCAAGUUUUUUAUAUUUUCAGGGUUAAAGAUCAACUUUUCAAGUUUAGACAGCAACUUGCUCAAAUGGUUCAUGUGGGGUCAUUUUUAACUAUAAAUAGAAACCCAAAAAUCAAUCAAUCCACAAGAACAACUGAAAAAAGGAAAAGAAAGAAAUCUAUAAAAAAAAAUGGAUUUUCAGACAAUUCAAGUGAUGCCAUGGGAAUAUGUUCUAGCUUCUCAAUCUCUUAAUAACUAUCAAGAGAAUCAUGUUCGUUGGUCUCAGUCUCCAGAUUCUCACACUUUCUCUGUUGAUCUUCCUGGGUUAAGGAAAGAAGAAAUAAAAGUUGAGAUCGAAGAUUCGAUAUACUUAAUCAUACGAACGGAGGCAACCCCUAUGUCGCCUCCGGAUCAGCCUUUGAAGACUUUUAAGAGGAAAUUUCGGUUGCCGGAAUCGAUAGAUAUGAUCGGAAUAUCAGCUGGCUACGAAGAUGGUGUGUUGACUGUGAUUGUACCCAAGAGGAUUAUGACAAGGAGGCUCAUUGAUCCUUCUGAUGUUCCUGAAAGUCUUCAACUUCUUGCUAGAGCUGCUUAAUAACGCGUUACAUUGUUCUUCCUUGUCCCCCACGAGUUCAAUCUUUGUUUAUCUAAACGUCUUUAAAGGAAAACAAAAAAGAAUGUGUAUUUUUUUUUUCUUGGUAUCGAACUAUUAUGUGUAGUUAGUAUAUUAAUCCAAAUCCAAUGUUUAUGUUUAAAUCCUAAUAAAAAAAAUGGUUAUAUGAGAGUGGUUCCAUCUUGGUAUCGAACCAUUAUUUGCCUCUAAAAUAACAUCCAUGGAAAAUUGGAAUUCCUCUACCAUUCCCAUAUCAG
Molecule: messenger RNA, 1032 nt
Organism: Arabidopsis thaliana (thale cress)
Lineage: Eukaryota; Viridiplantae; Streptophyta; Magnoliopsida; Brassicales; Brassicaceae
Product: HSP20-like chaperones superfamily protein
Exons: 2
Coding region: 353-757 (134 amino acids)
Cellular component (GO): cytoplasm
Source: RefSeq, marked reviewed